UCUCCGGCUGUGGGUUCCCGGCGAGCGGCCGGGGCGGGCGGUGCGCGCAGGCCGCCAGAAUGGCCCUGGCUGCCUACUGCGCCGUCUGCUGCCGAAGCGUCGCCAGCUCCGCCGCCUCGCCCCGCAUUCCCACGCGCUGGACAGAGAUCCGAAAUCUGAUCAAGUUUACUGGAUCACUUAUCUUAGGAGGCUCUUUGUUUCUCACCUAUGAAGUUCUGGCCUUGAAGAAAUCGUUGACGUUAGACACGCAGGUGGUAGAGCGAGAAAAGAUGAAAUCUUACAUAUAUCUGCACAGAGUCUCUUUAGAUAAAAGAGAGAACCUUGGGUUUGCCUACCAGGCCAGAAAAGAACUUCACAAAGCAGUGAGAAAAGUUUUGGCAGUAUCAGCCAAGAUCUUCCGGAACCCGUUUGCUGAACCGUUUAGCACAGUGGAUGUGGAAGACCACGAGUGUGCCGUGUGGCUGCUGCUGCGGAAGAGCAGGCUGGACGACAAGGCUGCGCGCCUGGAGGCCGUGCAGGAGCUGUCCAAGGCCCACCACUGGCAAGAUUACCAGUACAGGAUCGUGGCUCAAGCCUGCGAUGCCAGGACGCUUAUCGGUUUGGCACGAAGCAAAGAGACUGAUCUUCGCUUUUUUCUCCCACCACCUCCUUUGCCAUCUCUAAAGGAAGAUUCUUCGCUCGAAGAGGAGCUCAGGCAGCUGCUGGCCUCUCUGCCUCAGACGGAGCUGGAUGAGUGCAUCCGGUACUUCACCACCUCAGCUCUGAGCGAGAGCAGCCAGAGUCUGGCAGCUCAGAAGGGCGGCCUUUGGUGCUUCGGCGGGAACGGCCUUCCUUACGCCGAGAGUUUUGGUGAAGUUCCCUCUGCCACAGUGGAGAUGUUCUGCUUGGAAGCCAUGGUGAAGCAUUCCGAGAUCGCUACGCACUGCGAUAAAAUCGAAGCCAAUGGUGGCUUGCAGCUGCUGCAGAGGCUGUACCGGCUUCACAAGGACUGCCCGAAGGUGCAGAGGAACAUCCUGCGGAUCAUCGGGAACAUGGCCCUGAACGAGCACCUGCACCCCACCAUUGUGCGUUCAGGCUGGGUCUCCCUCAUGGCGGAAGCACUGAAGUCUUGCCACAUAAUGGAGGCCUCUCAUGCUGCCAGAACCCUGGCCAAUCUGGACCGGGAGACCGUGCAGGAGAAGUACCAGGACGGCGUGUACGUGCUGCACCCCCAGUGUCGCACCAGUCAGCCCAUUAAAGCCGAUGUCCUUUUUAUUCAUGGCCUUAUGGGAGCAGCAUUCAAAACCUGGCGCCAGCAGGACAGCGAACAGGCUGUAAUUGGAAAGGCUGUGGAGGAUGAAGACAGGUAUACAACGUGCUGGCCCAAGACAUGGCUAGCAAGAGACUGUCCAGCUCUGCGCAUCAUAUCGGUGGAGUACGACACCAGCCUCAGUGACUGGCGGGCCCGGUGCCCUAUGGAAAGGAAGUCCAUCGCGUUCAGAAGCAAUGAGCUCCUUCGGAAGCUUAGGGCUGCUGGCGUUGGGGACCGGCCGAUGAUCUGGGUGUCACACAGCAUGGGAGGUCUUCUGGUCAAGAAGAUGCUGGUGGAGGCGGCCAAGAAGCCGGAGAUGAGCACGGUCAUCAACAACACGAGGGGCAUGAUCUUCUACAGCGUCCCCCACCACGGCUCCCACCUGGCCGAGUACUCGGUGAACAUCCGCUACCUGCUCUUCCCCUCGCUCGAGGUCAAGGAGCUUAGCAAGGAUUCACCUGCACUUAAAACACUACAGGAUGACUUCCUGGAGUUCGCUAAAGACAAAAACUUCCAGGUGCUGAAUUUUGUGGAAACACUGCCGACCUACAUUGGCAGCAUGAUCAAGCUCCACGUGGUGCCCGUGGAGUCAGCAGAUUUAGGCAUCGGCGACUUGAUCCCCGUGGACGUGAACCAUCUAAACAUCUGCAAGCCCAAGAAGAAGGACGCAUUCUUAUACCAACGCACUCUACAGUUCAUCCGGGAAACUUUAGCCAAAGACCUGGAAAACUAAGAGCUGUCACCUGCCUUUUUAAACAUGUGAAUACAGUGCCAGGGACCUGCUCUUGU
Ochotona curzoniae (black-lipped pika) is the source of this 2080-nucleotide messenger RNA. RefSeq names its product serine active site containing 1 (gene SERAC1). The coding region runs from base 60 to 2024 and encodes 654 amino acids. NCBI's taxonomy places the organism in Eukaryota, Metazoa, Chordata, Mammalia, Lagomorpha, Ochotonidae. The transcript has 17 exons. The record is from RefSeq and is a predicted model, not a curated record.